AUGUGGGACGACUCUCUGUGGGAUGGCUAUUCUCUGACUCAGGAGAAUGAUACUGACACCGACAUCAAGCCAGAUGAAGAUGAUAGCAAGAGUGCAGAAGUAUUUUCAAGACGAGUUCCACCAAAUGCUUCUGAUCCUAAAAGUGCCGACUCCUUGAUUGCAUCUCAAAUGGCAAAGUUGUCAGUUGCUGAUCGAGAAAAGGUGUACAUGGACGUCCAUGCGAUACCAGACGACUGUGUAGUGGAAACUCCAGAACUAAUUCAGAAAAGUUUACGGGUAUUGCAACACGAGAUCGAUAUUCUACCCGACAAGAAAGCGUACAACAUUGCUGAACGACUAAGUCCAAAAUAUACCCAGGAUAGAGAGUUUCGACUUGCGUUUCUUCGAUGCGAGAAGUUCGAAUGUCAAAAAGCAGCGCUUCGGUUUGUUCGUCACUUUCAGGUGAAACUGGACUUGUUUGGUCAAGAUAUGCUUACAAAGGACAUUACUCAGGAUGAUUUAGAUGUCGAUGACAUGGAAUGUCUCUAUCUUUCAAAUGGAAGAUUCUUGAAUGCCCAUGAUAAGGCUGGAAGACGCAUCAAUAUGAUCGUCAUGGUGCAGAAAACGUACAGGACCGUCACAGUUCUCCGAAAGGGCUUUUAUACCCUAAUGACAGCAUACCGUGACUUAGAGAUACAACGGCGUGGCUUUGUAACUAUCAGUAUCCAAUUUGGAGAUGAAAUCAAUGGCACAAGUGCGGAUAAUGCAGAUCUUGUCUGGAAGCUGCCGAAGCUAAAUGAAGCAGUUCCCUUGUGCCUCUCGGCUACCCAUCUAUGUUACACCAAAGAAGCAUGGGAUGGUAUGCAUGCAAUGAUCAAGACUGCAUUUAGCAAAGCAAACCAAGUCAGAUGUAGAGUGCAUUGUGGACCGAUCCUCAAAUGCUUAGAAGAAUUGCGUCGACAUGGAAUCGACCCAUCUUACAUACCUGUGAAUCACAAAGGCGAGAUUACUGACCUUGCUAAAGAUCGCAAGAGAAUAGAACAACAACGGCGGCAAGAGCGUUUGAAAUAUCCUACUCAUAGCACGAUUGCUCUUCCAUUUUGUGAGGAUGUGUUGUUGGGUAAGGGUACCCCAUUUCAGAUCCACCAUGGGAACAAAAAACUGCAGCAGUUUGUAACCGAUCGGUUCAAGAAGUACGAAAGGGCGCAAAAAAAAGGUGAAAAGAAGGCUGUUGCUCAAGAAAUCAUGGAUGUUGUUAGGGGUAAUGGGGGCCUAUUUCUAAAGCAAGAUGGCAACAAGUGGGCCCCAGUCACCGAUGAUGUGGCUCUAAUGAAAGUCGGCGCUCUAUUUCGAUAUUUGCGGUUGAAGAAUGGAACAAAGUAG
Cylindrotheca closterium is the source of this 1362-nucleotide messenger RNA. NCBI's taxonomy places the organism in Eukaryota, Bacillariophyta, Bacillariophyceae, Bacillariales, Bacillariaceae. The record is from the annotation of a GenBank genome assembly.